AUGCUGGUAAAAAUUGAGAAGGAAAUUGCCCGAUACAACUCUCUCAGUGAUAACAAAAUCGCCUCGAUUCACAUGAGUAACAGUGGUAAUCUGAAAAUGUUUGGCAGCAAACGCAUUAUUAAUGCGUGCUUGCAUUCGUCAAUGCCCACAACACUCGAAGAGAAGUAUGAGGAAAAAAGAAAGCGCAAGGAGAAGUCAGUCGAGGACAUGGAGAUUGUUUCGAUUCCACUGGUUCAUACUGCGCAUUACAAAGUCGAUUUUGCUAAAGAUUUCGAAAUUCGUUCAAUACUGAUCAAAUUCAUAAAUUCAAUGCAUUUUCCAUGGAGUCCUUGGUUUGACAUUCCUCAGAAUCCGGAAUACUGGCCAGAGCAAGUUCCAUUUUACAAUCCCAGUUCCCGCGUCGUUGAUUUAGAGGAAAUUGCUCGACUAGAGUCAUCUACAGCUUAUCGCAUUGAUGAACUUGAAAGGAAUAUACUGCAAUUCGCAUUUUAUCGCUACAAUGAGUUCAUAAGACGUCACUUUGGAAAUAUCAGAUUAUUCCAUUCUGGAGAACUCGGUGAGCCACGUCCAAGUAGCAGAAAUGCAGUGUCAUCCCUGAUUUAUUCCGAUUCUGCAGGUGUGUUUUUGUUAUUAGAUGACCGCAACCUUGUGAAGUGUUUUUGGUUCAGCCAGGACUUCACAAAGUGGAUAAUUUAUAAAGCUACGGUACUCGAUCUUGUUAGUAUGAGCCGAAAAACCAACACUGCGGCGGCUCAUUGA
Messenger RNA from Gongylonema pulchrum, 759 nucleotides. The record is from the annotation of a GenBank genome assembly. NCBI's taxonomy places the organism in Eukaryota, Metazoa, Nematoda, Chromadorea, Rhabditida, Gongylonematidae.